AUGCCUUACAAGGCCCGCGCUCCGUCUAAGGCCGACCCGUCGGCCUCCUACCUCCUCUUGAUCUAUCAGGAUGGAUGGGAUGAUGUGAAGUUGAAGAACUUCCCUGGUGUCCCUAUUGCCGACCCCACUGUCUUCGAUUUCUUAGGUCCUCAGGAGAUCACUGUGGAGUUGGCUGUUGCUCUUGCAACUGAUAUCGCCGAUAACUCCUGGGGUUCCUGGACUGCUUUCGAGGGAUAUAAGCUUUGCGCUUCCUUGAACACCGCCCCGCGCACUUGGUACGUCAUUCUGAAGAAGAAUAACGGACCUGAUGUAGCUCGCGUUGCAGACACUGAAACUGAAACUGAAAGCAUCUGGGGUAAUGCUUUUGCCAAGGGACGUGCUUCUACUUGGUCCCGUGAGUCUGAUGACAAUGCGACUGCAAUUCACUGCAGUCGUGAUGACAGCCCCGCUGAGAAUGACUGGAACGAUGGCUGGAACGUGAAUCACGUUGAGAAUACCGAGCGUCGCCACAGCUCUGGAAGCAACGGUUCCUCUGGAGAAUGGGCUACUGGUGGAAACUCUUGGAGUUAUAACCCUUCUCCUCAGGGCAGUGAGAGCAACUACUCAGCCACCAAUGAUGACGGACAGAAUGCCCCCGUCAGUAUCGCAAAAUGGUAA
This is a messenger RNA of Penicillium malachiteum, 657 nucleotides long. RefSeq lists its product as uncharacterized. The transcript is spliced from 2 exons. The record is from RefSeq and is a predicted model, not a curated record. Bases 1 to 657 code for a protein of 218 amino acids. NCBI's taxonomy places the organism in Eukaryota, Fungi, Ascomycota, Eurotiomycetes, Eurotiales, Aspergillaceae.